Molecule: messenger RNA, 393 nt
Organism: Gaeumannomyces tritici R3-111a-1
Lineage: Eukaryota; Fungi; Ascomycota; Sordariomycetes; Magnaporthales; Magnaporthaceae
Exons: 2
Coding region: 1-393 (130 amino acids)
Source: RefSeq, a predicted model, not a curated record
AUGGUGGGCUCAACCUCGGGUAGCCUAGCGGCAGAGAAGGCGCAGUCGUUGGAAGGUGCAUGGGAGGAUGAGACCAAACCUGAAUCUUAUCGACUGGCCACCCGUCAUGCAGGCCGCGUAAUCCAUCCCUCCCCUCCCUCGCCCUUCACGAGCUUCGACUGGCUGCCUCCAAACGGCAGCAACGCCCGCCUCUCCGUCCCGCCAGGGCAACCCCCAACCCCCAUGCCAUGCCCCUCCCUCUCCCCACCCAUCCGGGCCAACACACGCCCCAGUUCCAGCCGCUUCCGCCACCAGUCUGGUCUCGGUGGAACGAGCCAGAGCGGGUCGACGCGGGCGGUCCACCUGCUACCGGGCGAGACGCUGCUCCCAGCUGCUGCUCCCAUCCAUCACUAA